UUCCUUUCCUCCACUGCUACCGCCGCCGCCGCCGACGGAACAUAAGGCCAGCCUCAGCUGCUCCACUACUUCUUCAAUCUGUGCAGGACCGAAAAUAAUGCUUUUCAUGAGGAAAUUGAGGCAUCAUCUGUUUUCUUUACUUACUAAUAGGGGUUAUAACUCCGUUCGGAUUUCACACCUCCAAAUUCCGGAGAGUUGGAGUCGCGUAAGAAUCUAUGAGCCUCUUGGCUACUCUUUGAGGUACUCAGGUUUUAAAACUGGUGUCUUGGUAGACCUGAACAGAUUCGCGUAUGCAACUCGAUUUUUUGCGAGUAUGACUGGAACGAUCUUGGUCCAGGCUCGAGACCCUGCAAAACUGAGUCUGGAAAUAGAAAAUGCAGUUGAUGAGCGUAGAUAUGCUGAUGUGUGGAAGUUCUUUGAACAACACAUACAGAUGGAUGGGUUUCCUCGAAAAACUGUUGUGAACAAGGUUAUAACAAGUUUUGCUGGAAGCCUUGACAAUACAUGGCUUGAGAAGGCUUAUGGGGUGGUGGAACAAGCUUUUGAGGAAAGUAAACAGAAUUUGUUUGAAAAGGAACCUUUGAUUAAUCUCUCUCUCGGUUUGUCUAAAUGUGGUUUACCAGUUCCUGCAUCAGCUGUUUUGAGGAAGCUGGUACCAACAGAACAAUAUCCUCCUGUGAGUGCCUGGUCUGCAAUCUUGGCCCACAUGUCGCUUACAGCUUCUGGAGCUUACCUUGCGGCUGAGUUGAUUUUUUAGUUAGGUUAUUUAUUCCAAGAUGGGAGGGUAGACCUUCGUAAAAAGAGCAAUGAACCUUUGAUCGCUAUGAAGCCUAAUACUGCUGCUUUCAAUGUUGCUUUGGCUGGGUGUCUUGUUUGAGACCACGAGAAAAGCGGAGCAGCUCCUUGAUGUGAUGCCUCGAAUUGGUGAAAAAGCAGAUGCGAACUUAUUGAUCAUAAUGGCUCACAUAUACGAGAGAAAUGGGCGAAGAGAAUAGCUAAGAAUCGGUCGGAAUCCAGCUAAGAAUCGGUCGGAAUCCAGCGAAGAAUGUUGAAAACUUAAGCCUGACGACACCGGCGAUUGGAGGGCCCAAUGAGUCAGGAACCAGAGGGAUAUUGGAUGACGGACGAUGGGGAAGGUGAUGGAGGUGACCAGGGGUUUUGCCGCCAUCGAAAAUGGCCCAGAUCCAGUGAAAAUCAAGACGGUGCGAAGUCACUGAGGGUGUAAUUGAAGUGAUUUGAAAAUAAGAUGGUUAAUUUUAUAAUUUUAGUAAUUUAGAGGUUAAAACAUAAUUUAUUAAUAUAGGGUUAAUUAUGGUAAUUGUACCCUUACUA
Molecule: messenger RNA, 1332 nt
Organism: Pistacia vera
Lineage: Eukaryota; Viridiplantae; Streptophyta; Magnoliopsida; Sapindales; Anacardiaceae
Product: pentatricopeptide repeat-containing protein At1g03100, mitochondrial-like
Exons: 2
Coding region: 98-757 (219 amino acids)
Source: RefSeq, a predicted model, not a curated record